This is a messenger RNA of Salvelinus sp. IW2-2015, 1544 nucleotides long. RefSeq names its product cytoplasmic aconitate hydratase-like. Lineage: Eukaryota; Metazoa; Chordata; Actinopteri; Salmoniformes; Salmonidae. Gene Ontology annotation, molecular function: iron-responsive element binding; aconitate hydratase activity; 3 iron, 4 sulfur cluster binding. Gene Ontology annotation, cellular component: mitochondrion; cytosol. The record is from RefSeq and is a predicted model, not a curated record. The transcript has 11 exons. Gene Ontology annotation, biological process: citrate metabolic process; tricarboxylic acid cycle. The coding region runs from base 34 to 1467 and encodes 477 amino acids.
UAUAUGUGAGAGAGAGGGAGGAAGACUACAGCCAUGAGUAACCCUUUUGCACACAUAGUUGAGGCUUUGGACCCAAACAACCCUGACCACAAGUUCUACAACCUCUCAAAGCUUGGAGACCCCAGAUAUGACCGCCUGCCUUUCUCCAUCCGCGUGCUGCUGGAGUCGGCUGUGAGGAACUGUGAUGAGUUCCUGGUGAAGCAGUCGGACGUGGAAAGCAUCCUGAACUGGAAGCAGUCUCAGACUCAGAGCGUGGAGGUGCUAUUCAGACCUGCCCGGGUCAUCCUACAGGACUUCACUGGCGUGCCUGCAGUAGUGGACGUUGCUGUGAUGCGCGACGCAGUGAAGAAGCUGGGGGGAGAUCCAGAGAAGAUCAACCCAGUCUGUCCAGCGGACCUCGUCAUCGAUCAUUCCAUCCAGGUGGACUUCAACAGGAUAAGCAUCGAGGCUUGGGGCUCCAAAGCGUUCCGGAACAUGCRCAUCAUUCCCCCCGGCUCGGGGAUUGUGCACCAGCUCAACCUGGAGUACCUGGCCAGGGUGGUGUUUGACCAGGACGGCUACUACUACCCUGACAGCCUGGUGGGCACCGACUCCCACACCACCAUGAUUGACGGCCUGGGUGUGCUGGGCUGGGGUGUGGGCGGGAUCGAGGCGGAGGCUGUCAUGCUGGGUCAGCCAAUCAGCAUGGUGCUCCCUGAGGUCAUCGGCUACAGGCUUGAGGGCACCCCAGACAAGUUCAUCACCUCCACCGACAUCGUCCUCACCGUCACCAAGCACCUGCGCCAGGUCGGCAUCGCGGGGAAGUUUGUGGAGUUCUUCGGCCCAGGUGUGGCACAGCUGUUCAUCACCGACCGAGCCACCAUUGCCAACAUGUGCCCAGAGUAUGGAGCCACUGCAGCCUUCUUCCCCGUGGACCACAUCAGUGUUCAGUACCUGGAGCAGACAGGGAGAGAUGCUGAGAAGCUGGACUACGUCACUAGGUAUCUGAAAGCAGUCGCCUUGUUCAGAGACUACAGCAACUCCUCCCAGGAUCCCGACUUCACCCAGGUGCACGAGCUGGACCUGAGCCCCGUGGUCCCGUGCUGCAGUGGUCCCAAGAGACCCCACGACAGGGUGGCCGUGACGGACAUGAAGACAGAAUUUGAGGCCUGCCUAACAGCUAAGCAAGGCUUCAAGGGUUUCCAGGUGGCCCGGGAGCAUCACCACGCAGAGGUUCCCUUCCAGUUCAAUGACAAGGAGUACAGCCUCUCCCAUGGCUCAGUGGUCAUCGGUGCCAUCACCAGCUGCACCAACACCAGCUGCACCAACACCAGCAACCCUUCUGUUAUGCUGGGGGCUGGUCUCCUGGCAAAGAAGGCCAUCAAGGCUGGACUGAGUAUGAAGCCCUACAUCAACAUCCAUCAACAUCUGUCUCUUCAACAAGUUCCUGAACAAACAGGCACCGCGUACCCUGCACCUACCCUCUGAUGAAACGGUAUAAUGUCCUGGAACAACGGAUAACGUAAUAACUUUCAGUAAUGUAAUAUUCUUUCCUGUUAUAAUGU